Molecule: messenger RNA, 1410 nt
Organism: Tetrahymena thermophila SB210
Lineage: Eukaryota; Ciliophora; Oligohymenophorea; Hymenostomatida; Tetrahymenidae
Product: transmembrane protein, putative
Exons: 1
Source: RefSeq, a predicted model, not a curated record
AUGAGACAAACUUCAAUUCUACUUGUUUCCCUCUUUUUAUUAGGUUGUUUUUGUUUAGAUGUUCCUGAAGGCUGCAGUAAUAUCAGUAUUUCCACCUUUCUUAAGGAUGACGGAGAAUUCGCUUAUGAUAUAAUGAAUAAAGGGUAGCUGAACCCUGAGUGGAAAUACGAGAAUGACUCUAUUAAAGAUUCUGAUUCAACUGAGUUAGAUUUUUUAUAUAUCACUGUCUUUGGUAAACAUGAUAAACUCACUAAGAAGAACUUUUAGAUAAAGACAAACUCCUCAGAAAUAGUUUCAAAUACUACAAUUUUUAUUGAAAAAAUAGUUGAUCACGUAGAUAACAAAACUUAUUCUGUACGUAUCAAUUACAAGUGCAACGAAGACGCUUCAGCCCCUAUGAAAUUAAAUUUCUAGAUUGAGACCAUUGAAAAGUUGUGUCCCAAAUAAUCUAAUAUUUUCUGGACUCGUUAAUGCGGUGAUAAUGAGCCUCCUCGUAUGGGAUUUUAAGUUGAUUACAACAUAAAUCAUAAGUAUAACCAUACAGUAGUUGAAAAUGGGUAGCUUAUAGAUGCAGAUUAUUUUAGUGAAGAUUAUGAAGACUGGGUACUCCGUAUUCCUAAACGUGUAAAAUACUCUCUUUUCUUUGCAUCUCUCAAUUUCUCUCAAGAAAUGUAUGCCCACAACGAUUUAACAUUUGAAGAAAUAGACUAAGUUUUUAAAUCAAAAGAUCCUGAAACUAAAUUACAAACACAUCAAUUAUAGUUUGAAAAAAAAUUAGAUAUAGAUAGAAUAACAAUGAAUUAUGACUAAUAAAUUUUAGAUGUUGAUCUUAAAGGUUCUAUAGUAGAAGGAGGUUCUAUUACAGGUGAUGCUGUCCCAAUUUACUUAGAAUAUAAAUGCAGACGUGGAGGUGUAUCUGGUGUUUAAUUGACUUUUGAAAUGUAAUUUUUCAGAAAUGUUAACAUUUUCUUUGAAAAAGAAUGCCCUCUAUAACCUGGUGAAGGAAGUGGGUUAUUUGGCACCAUUGCCUUCUUUAUUUUAAUAUUCUUUGUAGUUAUUAUCAUUGUUACACUCUAUAAUGUGUUUGCUCUUGAAAUAACUGGUGUCAAAGCAGUUCCUUUUGCUGUACCAGUUUUAUCAGGAUUGUCUAAAAUACCAGGAGUUAAAGGUACUUCUGUUGGUGAUAAAUUAUAUAGCUUAGCAAAUCCCUCAUAUUCAUCAAACACUUUGAAAUAGGAUUCUGUAAAUACAGUUUCAAGUCAAGUAUCAUAAGAUGAACGCGAAUUAAAUAAUUCAGAAUUUAAGAUUAAGAAUAUAGCAGAGAAGGAUGAAGAAAGCAAUUUAGAUGACUCAGUUAUAUCAAGCGGUAAUAAUGUUGUACCUCAAGUAGGCAAUUACGGCUCAAUUUGA